GUAAUCCAUACAACAGAUCAGCCUUCUGCCAUCCAGCAUUUCAACCGUUGUACCUCCUCUUUUGUACUUUUUGUGUUGGGAUAAAAACUAAAAGGGAAAUCUAUUUGUUUCGGUUCGUACAACAGUUGUCAAACUUAAGAUGUGGCUGAGGGGAGAGAUGUAAAGUGCGGUGUUGAUCCACUUGUUGAUUGAGUAAGACUCGCGGUUAGCUGACUAGCUCUCACGCGCACUUAACACAAGACUGGACGAACGUAACCUUCAGUAUGAACGCAGCGAAUCCUUUAUGACUAACGUUAAUCUGUAAUUCGGAUUUACGACUCGAAUCCGAGCAGUUGCGAUAUCGACAGCCCGUCAGUGAGCGUUUGUUAUUCUAGGAAACACUUGAUGGAUCCUGUUAAUUCAGGAAACACUUGAUGGCGAGACAAACUUAAACCGAAUCCUUUGGCUAAUGCUAACAUAAUGAAAGGGGUUAGAUAAACCAUAAACAAACAAAACUACACAUUUCGGUCAAUCGCAGUUUGUUUCGAGAAUUGAAACAAACAUAUAUAGGUCUGUAAGUUUGUUUUGUAAAUUUACACUCCAGUUUAUUAUUAAAGAGUGGUCUUAAAUGAUGGACAGCGCCUCGUUCAGUGGAGAAAACUAGGCAACGAAGUAUCCAAGAGAUGUUCAUGUGGAAUAACAACAACAGCUGCUUUUAAUGUGGAAGACUGUGUAGGAUUUUUUUUUUUAUCUUUCUUUUUUGGAACCAGUUAAAAAAAAAACUACACAGAAGACUACAAUUGUGUUAUUUUGGGAGAUUGGUUGUGUAUGAAAUGGGCACUAUCAACCAAUACCCUAUAGACUCUAUAGGCUUUCCUGAGGGAGAUCACAGGAUCUUUUACAGCUCCGAGAGAUCUGGGAGUUUUGAUGAACAUCAUGGUAAUGGUGAGGGAUGGAAAGUGGUGGAUGUGACCCUUGCUGGGGGAGCACCAUGGGGUUUCACCAUCAGAGGUGGACUGGAGCGCAGAGAACCUCUUCUUAUAACCAAGGUGGAAGAGGGCAGCAAGGCCGCAACCGCAAGACUGCAGGUUGGAGAUGAACUCAUCAAUGUCAACAACAUUUCUCUCAGCGGCUACAGACAAGAGGCCAUCUGCCUAAUCAAGGGCUCCCACAAGACUCUCAGCCUGGUGGUGAAAAGGAAGAUGAAAAUGGUGGAUAUUGUAGCACAGAAAAUGCCAUCAGAGAGCGACGUGCAUAUGGCCCGGAGCUUUCUCACGAAGAUUUUACGAAGUUCCAUGAGAAAGAACCGAUUUAAAGGGAGAAAUGAACCCAUGAGUAGACCUCACUCCUGGCAUGCGACCAAGUUCAACGAGAGCCACUCUGAAGCCAAAAACCAGUCCACACCCUCACCAGUCUGGCAAACAAAAUAUGAUGCAAGUUCAUUCUCUUCUGAACUCUCAACUGGCUGGGAGCAAACAAAUCUACAGAGAGUAUCUGACCAGUUCAGCUCUUUGGGGAGUAUGGACAGCCUAGAGCAUAGCGCACAUCCCUAUACAGCUGGUCGUCUUUCCCCAAGCAAGUCCAACAAUAACAGCAUUGAACAUUUGGGCGGAGGUAAACGAGACUCUGCUUACAGCUCCUUUUCUACAAGCUCAGGAACCCCAGAUUACACACUGUCCAAAAGUAACGCUGCAUCCACUGAGAACAUGCUGUACAAAAUUAAUCAGUGGGACUCAAGUGGCAGGCACAGCAAUGGCAGACAUAGCCAAAGCCUAAGCGAAGUGGUACGACAAGAUGAGAGGCUUGGAUACUUGCAGCAUCUCUCAAGUUCAGGUAGCCAUGAGAUCCCAAAAGCCGAAGAACAACCAGGCGCUCGGCAUUCAAGCUCUGGAAGAGUAAGUAUUGGACCUGUCUGGCAUGUCCCAGAUAUGAAGAAAAACAUGGUAUCCUCCACCCCACCUCCUACUCCACCGACACGCAGUGAUAGUUUUGCAGCUACCAAGGUUCAUGAGAAGGGUCUGAACACAGGCACCUCUGAAGGCCUUGGUGUUCAUGCCCAGUUAAAGCCUCAGGUAAAAUCAUUGCAAAAGACAGGAGAGACCCAUGAAAGCACACAAAGGUCUCACCAAAUCAACGAGACUGGUCUUGAGGGCCGACGCGAUUAUAACCUGCCAUCCAGAAAUGAUUCCUCAAAUCCCUAUAUUUCAUCUGAUGCCCAUCAUCAGUAUCCACCUCGUAUGUCAUCAGACAAGACAUACUCCCAAUCAACUACAGACGUCAGAGAUAGACAUCAGUCCUAUGCCCAUGUUCCAUACCAUCCGCGGCAGUACAGCGACGAGGGCACUUUUCACGCUCAAACUAGGACAAUACCAGCACUGAAACCUCCAUUCAGUGGCUACUUCAGCAGUAUGCAGGAGCUGCCCACAAACAACCACAUGCAACUCAGUAGCCAGAAUCAAACUAGAAGGCCAGCUGCAUCAAUGUCCGGUCAUGUUGGAGUUACCUCUCAUCAUAUCGCUCAGGGAAUGACCCAGGCAUCUUUAGUGAGAGUUGAUGACUCUAAAGCUUCUUCAGUCUCAGAAAUGUCACACAGUGGACGUGACAGGAUGUCCAUAGGUUCUCAAGGUGGAGCAAAAGACCGCUAUUUGCAACAUCAGUCACAGCACUAUGAUACAGAGCAUAAAGACAACAAUGUCCCCUUCAAACAAAGUGACAACCACCAUCGCAUUUUCUCUGCACCGAGUAAUCCCUUGAAUGUAUCUGAUUUAACAAAACCUUCUCAAUUGACGGGGAGCCAAAAGCAACACCAAGUUUCUAGCUCAGAUGAGCAUUCUGGUAGUUAUACCUCAAGUAAGCAACCCGAGCACAGGAGAAGUGCUGGUCAUCUCCAUCUUAAAGAGUACUCACAACAACCCUUUCCAACUAAAAGCGAGUCAAAGAUUUGUCCCCAGAAAUCACCAAUGCUGUAUUCUCUGGUCCAAGAGCGCACUGACGUGGAGGACUGUCAAGAUGAGAUCAACAGCGGAAAUGCACAACAGGAAGACCUUGACAGUCAGAGUGGCAAACAGGCACAACGAAGUGACAGAUUUGCCACCACCUUGCGCAAUGAGAUCCAGAUGAGGAGGGCCCAGCUUCAAAAGAGUCGAAGCGCAGCCACUUUGGAAAGUCCAGUUGAAGCUGUAGAAGAGCCUGCAGUCUGGAAGACCACUGGGACAACUUCUUCCUCCUCAGAUGGCUGCUUUUCCAGCUCUUAUAAAGACCAUCUGAAAGAAGCGCAAGCCAGAGUCCUCCAGGCUACAUCCUUUAGGAGGAAAGACCUAGAGCCAGUCUUGCUUGAGCAUCCAGGUACUGAGGGUCCCACUAGGAAAGAGACACCUCCGCUUCCAGGUGUCUCUGAGGUCCCACCUACCAAACCCACCUCAGGGAGUAAUCAGGUGCUUCGCAUUGGCAGCCGCAAGCGGUUUUCUGCAGAAAAGAAAGUUCGCUCUUUUUCUGAGCCAGAUAAAAUUCAUGAAGUAGGAGCUUAUGAGCGCUCCAGUGUGCCUGAUAAUGCUGCACCCUUAGAAAAUCGGCACAGAUUAUUUGAGGCAGUGGGGAAACCAGCUUUCCCUAAGCCUAUGCCAAAGCAAAACCUGCAGAUAUCUGAAGACUCCAGACUGUCCAAGUCUGGAGGCAUGCACUAUUCUGGAAAGAGUGACACAGCAAGGCGGAGUAACAGUGAAGGCUCAACCCCCACUGAACACCACCUUAAUGAAGGUCAGGAUGGCCCUCACUCAGUGAACCGACAAGCUAUGCUAGAACAACAGCGACUUGGCACCUUUGCGGAGUAUGAGGCCAAAUGGAACAUCCAAAGGAAAACGGCUGAACCAAGAGUAUCUGGACGAUACCACUCUGCUGAUAACAUCCUUGAUACAGGAAAUGAGAGACGGAGUAAGCCCACCUGUGUGCAUGAAAGAUCUAGAUCCUCCCCUUCUGCUGAAUUCUAUGGACAGAAACUUCCAAUUCAAGAAAAGAAGUCAGCUGACUAUUCCAAGCCUGAGAAAAAUCUCUGCGAACAGGAUAAGAAUAGUACAAGGUUAAAUGAGAAAGGAUACAGUGAACUCAUAUGCGAGGAGAAACCAGAAGCACCUCCUUCGGCCUUGACUGAAGACCUGGAGAAAAAGGCUUUAGAACCUUCAUCCAGUCAUCAUAAAACUGCACAGCAUUUCUCUGACCAUAGCAAUCGCAGUGAACCGUCAGCCCUCUCCAAAAACAAGAGCUCUGUUCUCUUGCCCCAUCUGGAGAAGUACAAAUGCCCUGAGGGCACACCUCCUCCUCUUAGCAAAUUUCAGGAGGUCCAGCCUGGAUCACGAGGAGGAGUCUUGGCCUCACUUUCUGCUGUUAGCAAUCAAAGCUUUGCCCCUCUUUCAGUCCCUGUUCCCUGGAAGGGUUCUGAGCAGCACAGCAAAGGGCCAACCAGGGAGGAGGAGCUACAACAAGAGCUUGUGCCUCCUCCCUUUCCACCUCCUCCCCCUCCAGCUGUCCUGCCCACCCAACAAACCGCUGGCCCGACCCAGCCCACCAUGGAGGGCCAGCGUUCGCCCUCGCCCCAGUUUGCUCCCCAGAGGCUGACUGACAAGCCCCCUGUCUCCGUCUCCAUACAGGAUGAAGCUCCUGGAAGGAUGGAUAAAGUUAAAGUUGAGAACACGUCAGUGAAGAAAGUUCCAAUUAAGAUUGUCCACUCUGAGAGUGACACCCAAAAAGAAAGUCGACAAUAUCUCGACCUGCCCAUCGAGACCCCUGUCAGCUCUCAAGGACCUGGAGGAACUCCUCUUCAGAGUUUGGGAAACCCGGAUCAAUCAUACUCUCUGUUCUGUACUUACACCAGGGAAAAGGACCAGGGACCUGAUCCGAGAGAAGCAGAUAUGGGCCCUCUAAAAGACCAGGGUCCACAAACCAAUGUGAACCCAGUAUCUUAUGCAUUACAUGGCCAGCAGACAGCCCCUUCAUCUGAUCAAAGCAGCAACGGAGUGUCUUCACAUCCCUCACGGUCAGAAGAUGACGAAAAAAGAAAGGAGCUUGCUAGAGACAUAAUGGACAAGGACAAGUCCUUAGUGGACAUUUUAGACCUGAGUAAGAUGAAGACCACCAUGGAUCUGAUGGAGGGGAUUUUCCCUCAAGGAGAGCAGCUACUGGAAGAGGCCCAACAGCGCAGGAAAGCUGCACCUAAACAGCUUUCUCCUCGCAACUCUGUGGAGAAGAAAGAGGAGGAGAGCCUAGUGGCAGCCACUGCUUUAGUGACUAAUUCAACCUACUACAGUACAUCUGCACCCAAAGCAGAGCUGUUGAUUAAGAUGAAGGACAUGCAGGAACAGAGUGUGGAACACAACUCAGAGGAGGAGCUGGAGGAGGACAAUGAAGGUGAUCUUGCCAGCAAGAAGCAUGAGUUGAUUGACAGUCUCAGCAAGAAGUUGCAGGUGCUGAGGGAAGCUCAGGAGAGUCUACAGGAGGACGUGCAAGACAACAACGCUCUUGGAGAGGAUGUGGAGGCCAUCGUACAGGGUGUCUGCAAGCCUAAUGAACUCGAAAAGUUCCGUAUGUUCGUUGGUGAUCUUGAUAAAGUGGUCAACCUUCUGCUGUCUCUGUCUGGACGCUUGGCCAGAGUAGAGAAUGCCCUGAACAGCCUGGAGGAAGACGCUUCACUGGAGGAGAGGCGUACACUGACAGAGAAACGCAAACUGCUGAUCCGUCAACAUGAGGAUGCCAAGGAGCUGAAGGAGAACCUUGACAGGAGAGAACGGGUCGUCUACGACAUCCUGGCGAGCUACCUGUCAGAAGAGAAUAUGGCUGACUAUGAGCACUUUGUGAAGAUGAAGUCUGCCCUUAUUAUUGAGCAGCGCAAGCUCGAGGACAAGAUCAAACUGGGGGAGGAGCAGCUUAAGUGUCUGAUGGACAGUCUCCCAAUGGACCAGAGGACAACCAACUGAGGACUUAAAAAACGUUUAUGCAGUGAUCCAGAGCAACUCGCUUGACGUCACCCUAAAUAACAGGGUUCCAAAGCAGUACUUAAUGUGGUCCAUUUACUGCCAAUGGAAUUGCAUUCUGGUCAUAUAUUGAGUGCUUCUUGUCUGCCCCAGCAGACAGCAUUUUGGCAAGACUCAUGAAGACUGUGAAAGUGCUGGGCACUUUUAGAUCAUGAUUUGACCAAAUCACCUGUCAGCUGAUCUUAUACUUUCAUGACGUUACACGACCCAUAGAAUUAUAUGGUGAAAUAAUAAUAUUUAAAGACACUUUUAAUUUUUCCCCCACAUCGGUUUAAAUAGAUCACGCCCUUUUUGCACCAAUGUGCUCUCAAAACUUGACACUCUCUAUGUAAAUGCAAUGGUCACUCACUGUGCUGUAUCUUUGUAACCUCUAGAGGGCAAUGAAAGACACCACAAAAUGUUUAUGCCUGAACACCAAUGCAAAUUUUUGUGAUUCAAACAUACACUCAAAUCCCGGUGGCAUAAAGCUUUGCACAUGUAAGCCGUUUCUAUUUACACCAGGAGGUUGUAAUUAACUUCCAAAAAUGACUUUUUGAUGGUGCAUUAUUUCAAAUGACAUGUGUCACUACCCUGGUCAUGUUAAAAAAUAAUUCAAUGAUAUUUUUAGUAAUUUAUUUUAGCCUUUUGAACCUUUGUAUAUAACUAGAAUAGGCUAGAAUUGUACUCUUUCGCUUCAUUUUAGUCAAGCAAACUACCACUUUAGUCUGCACGCUUUUUAUAGAUGAAUGUAUGAUAUAUCACCAUACAAUGCAUUGUAACAUCAAAAUUAGGUUUGACUGUAAGUAUUCUGAAAGACUUGCCUAAACGAUAUAAUAUUAUUUCACUAAGGAUUCUGUGCUUGUCUAUAAAAUACCAGCUGCCUUUUAUUCCACGUCAUGUCUUUGUGUCAUUUAUAAUUCCAUCUGUAAGAUAUUUGUGACCCUGGACCACAAAACCAGUCAAAAGGGUCAAUUUUUAAAUCAUCUAAACAAACUGGCUAUUGCUACAAAUAUACCUAUGCUACUCAUAACUGGUUUUAUGGUCUAGGGUCACAUUUGUG
Molecule: messenger RNA, 7041 nt
Organism: Cyprinus carpio (common carp)
Lineage: Eukaryota; Metazoa; Chordata; Actinopteri; Cypriniformes; Cyprinidae
Gene: shroom2a
Product: shroom family member 2a
Biological process (GO): actin filament organization
Cellular component (GO): adherens junction; cortical actin cytoskeleton; apical plasma membrane
Molecular function (GO): actin filament binding
Source: RefSeq, a predicted model, not a curated record